AUGCAUCUCCCUAUUUGGACUGCAGUCCUCCUUGGACUAGUCCUGACUCCAGCCUUUGCUGAUUACUCUCAGCAGACAAAUGGAAACCAGCAAAUCAUCUUUGGUGGAGACUCUCAAAUCACUAUCACCGGCAUCUCACAAGGCGUGAAGCUCAACAGUCAAACAAGGGUGGCAAUCAUCGAGCAAAACAGCCAAAAUUUAUCAUGGAAAACCAUCUGGAACUACAACAGGGGUGUCAUUGCAACCAAAGUGACACAACAGAACACCUGCUACAUUUCCAUCAUGAACAGAACUGACAUACCCAGUUUUAAUAAUCUGGCCCGCCUGGCGGCAGAGAGCAGGAACCUGGUUGGUGUUCUUGGAAGACCGACCAAGAGGAUCACCUUUGUCACCAAUGGAUUGGUCAACAACCUCAACUCCUAUGGAAUAGAAAUCAUGGCUAUGUGCAGUGGACUCACCACCUACAUGGCUUAUGAAGUUCAUGGACUCGAAGUGAAUCUGGGAUCCUGCAUUACUCUCAAUGUCUUGAGAGCUGUGGAUCUGAGGUACUGCAAUAGCAAUGGCAAUUGGAACAACAACUGGAAUGGCAAUGGCAAUUGGAAUGGCAAUUUGAAUGGCAAUGGCAACUGGAAUGGCAACUGGAAUAUCACUGGCAAUUGGAAUGGCAACUGGAAUGGCAAUGGACAGUCUCAGCAGAUUCCAGGCAUCAUACUCAACAACACUCAAGGCAGCAUCUUCAACAACACACAAGUCAUCAUUGGUGGCCAGUCCCAAGUUGUGACCAUCAACAGGCAAUGGCGUGUGGCCAUCAUUGAGCAAAGGAGCUACAGCGGGUCCUGGAAAACCAUCUGGAACUACAACGCGGGUGUCAUUGCAACCAAAGUGACUCAACAGAACACCUGCUACAUUUCCAUCAUGAACAGAAAUGAGAUGCCCCGCUUUGAUAACCUGGCCCGUCUGGCACAAGAGAGCAGGAACCUGAUUGGUGGUUUUGGAAGACCGACCAAGAGGAUCACCUUUGUCACCAAUGGACUGGUCAACAACCUCUACUCCUAUGGAGCAGACGUCAUGGCGAUGUGCAGUGGACUCACCACCUACAUGGCUACCGAAGUUCACACUUUCCAAGGACCCCAGCUGAAUCUGGGAUCAUGCAUUACCCUCGAUGUCCUGAGAGUUGUAGAGCUGAAGUACUGCAAUAGCAAUGGCAAUUGGAAUGGCAAUUGGAAUGGCAACUGGAACAACAACUGGAAUAACAAUUGGAACAACAAUUGGAAUGGCAACUGGAACAACAACUGGAACAACAGUUGGAAUGACAUUGGCAAUGGCAACUGGAACAACAAUUGGAAUGGCAAUGGAAAUUGGAAUGGCAACUGGAAUGGCAAUGGCAACUGGAAUGGCAACUGGAAUGGCAAUUUCCCGUCUCAGCAGAUUCCCAAUGGCAUCUUCAACAACACCCAAGUCAUCAUUGGUGGCCAGUCCCAAAUUGUGACCAUCAACAGGCAAUGGCGUGUGGCUGUCAUUGAGCAAAGGAGCUACAGCGGGUCCUGGAAAACCAUCUGGAACUACAACACGGGCGUCAUUGCAACCAAAGUCACCCAACAGAACGCCUGCUACAUUUCCAUCAUGAACAGAAGCGAGAUGCCCCGCUUUGAUAACCUGGCCCGCCUGGCACAAGAGAGCAGGAACCUGAUUGGCGGUUUUGGAAGACCAACCAAGAGGAUCACCUUUGUCGCCAAUGGACUGGUCAACAACCUCUACUCCUAUGGAACAGAGAUCACGGCUAUGUGCAGCGGACUCAACACCUACAUGGCUACCGAAGUUCACACCUACCAAGGACCCCAGCUGAAUCUGGGAUCAUGCAUUACCCUCGAUGUCCUGAGAGUUGUAGAGCUGAAGUACUGCAAUAGCAAUUGGAAUGGCAACUGGAACAACAACUGGAACAACAACUGGAACAGCAACUGGAACAACAACUGGAAUGGCAACUGGAAUGGCAACUGGAAUGGCAAUUGGAAUGGCAUCGGCAAUGGCAACUGGAACAACAAUUGGAAUGGCAUUGGCAAUGGCAUCUGGAAUGACAAUUGGAAUGGAAACAACCAGUGGAACAACAAUUGGAAUGGCAAUGGCAACUGGAAUGGCAUUUGGAAUGGCAAUGGCAACUGGAAUGGCAACUGGAAUGGCAACUGGAAUGGCAAUUUCCCGUCUCAGCAGAUUCCCAACGGCAUCUUCAACAACACCCAAGUCAUCAUUGGUGGCCAGUCCCAAAUUGUAACCAUCAACAGGCAAUGGCGUGUGGCCGUCAUUGAGCAAAGGAGCUACAGCGGGUCCUGGAAAACCAUCUGGAACUACAACACGGGUGUCAUUGCAACCAAAGUGACUCAACAGAACACCUGCUACAUUUCCAUCAUGAACAGAAAUGAGAUGCCCCGCUUUGAUAACCUGGCCCACCUGGCGCAAGAGAGCAGGAACCUGAUCGGUGGUUUUGGAAGACCGACCAAGAGGAUCACCUUUGUCACCAAUGGAUUGGUCAGCAACCUCAACUCCUACGGAAUAGACAUCACGGCUAUGUGCAGCGGACUCACCACCUACAUGGCCUACGAAGUUAACACUUUCCAAGGACCCCAGCUGAAUCUGGGAUCAUGCAUUACCCUCGAUGUCCUGAGAGUUGUGGAGCUGAAGUACUGCAUUGGCAAUGGCAGUGUCAAUUUCCCGACUCAGCAGAUUCCCAGCGGCAUCUUCAACAACACACAAGUCAUCAUUGGUGGCCAGUCCCAAAUUGUGACCAUCAACAGGCAAUGGCGUGUGGCCGUCAUUGAGCAAAGGAACAUCAGCGGGUCCUGGAAAACCAUCUGGAACUACAACACGGGCGUCAUUGCAACCAAAGUCACCCAACAGAACGCCUGCUACAUUUCCAUCAUGAACAGAAAUGAGAUGCCCCGCUUUGAUAACCUGGCCCGCCUGGCACAAGAGAGCAGGAACCUGAUUGGCGGUUUUGGAAGACCAACCAAGAGGAUCACCUUUGUCGCCAAUGGACUGGUCAACAACCUCUACUCCUAUGGAACAGAGAUCACGGCUAUGUGCAGCGGACUCAACACCUACAUGGCUACCGAAGUUCACACCUACCAAGGACCCCAGCUGAAUCUGGGAUCAUGCAUUACCCUCGAUGUCCUGAGAGUUGUAGAGCUGAAGUACUGCAAUAGCAAUUGGAAUGGCAACUGGAACAACAACUGGAACAACAACUGGAACAGCAACUGGAACAACAACUGGAAUGGCAACUGGAAUGGCAACUGGAAUGGCAAUUGGAAUGGCAUCGGCAAUGGCAACUGGAACAACAAUUGGAAUGGCAUUGGCAAUGGCAUCUGGAAUGACAAUUGGAAUGGAAACAACCAGUGGAACAACAAUUGGAAUGGCAAUGGCAACUGGAAUGGCAUUUGGAAUGGCAAUGGCAACUGGAAUGGCAACUGGAAUGGCAACUGGAAUGGCAAUUUCCCGUCUCAGCAGAUUCCCAACGGCAUCUUCAACAACACCCAAGUCAUCAUUGGUGGCCAGUCCCAAAUUGUAACCAUCAACAGGCAAUGGCGUGUGGCCGUCAUUGAGCAAAGGAGCUACAGCGGGUCCUGGAAAACCAUCUGGAACUACAACACGGGUGUCAUUGCAACCAAAGUGACUCAACAGAACACCUGCUACAUUUCCAUCAUGAACAGAAAUGAGAUGCCCCGCUUUGAUAACCUGGCCCACCUGGCGCAAGAGAGCAGGAACCUGAUCGGUGGUUUUGGAAGACCGACCAAGAGGAUCACCUUUGUCACCAAUGGAUUGGUCAGCAACCUCAACUCCUACGGAAUAGACAUCACGGCUAUGUGCAGCGGACUCACCACCUACAUGGCCUACGAAGUUAACACUUUCCAAGGACCCCAGCUGAAUCUGGGAUCAUGCAUUACCCUCGAUGUCCUGAGAGUUGUGGAGCUGAAGUACUGCAUUGGCAAUGGCAGUGUCAAUUUCCCGACUCAGCAGAUUCCCAGCGGCAUCUUCAACAACACACAAGUCAUCAUUGGUGGCCAGUCCCAAAUUGUGACCAUCAACAGGCAAUGGCGUGUGGCCGUCAUUGAGCAAAGGAACAUCAGCGGGUCCUGGAAAACCAUCUGGAACUACAACACGGGCGUCAUUGCAACCAAAGUCACCCAACAGAACGCCUGCUACAUUUCCAUCAUGAACAGAAAUGAGAUGCCCCGCUUUGAUAACCUGGCCCGCCUGGCACAAGAGAGCAGGAACCUGAUUGGCGGUUUUGGAAGACCAACCAAGAGGAUCACCUUUGUCGCCAAUGGACUGGUCAACAACCUCUACUCCUAUGGAACAGAGAUCACGGCUAUGUGCAGCGGACUCAACACCUACAUGGCUACCGAAGUUCACACUUUCCAAGGACCCCAGCUGAAUCUGGGAUCAUGCAUUACCCUCGAUGUCCUGAGAGUUGUAGAGCUGAAGUACUGCAAUAGCAAUUGGAAUGGCAAUUGGAAUGGCAAUUGGAACGGCAACUGGAACGGCAACUGGAACAACAACUGGAACAACAACUGGAACAACAACUGGAAUGGCAACUGGAAUGGCAACUGGAAUGGCAACUGGAAUGGCAAUUGGAAUGGCAUCGGCAAUGGCAACUGGAACAACAAUUGGAAUGGCAUUGGCAAUGGCAUCUGGAAUGACAAUUGGAAUGGAAACAACCAGUGGAACAACAAUUGGAAUGGCAAUGGCAACUGGAAUGGCAUUUGGAAUGGCAAUGGCAACUGGAAUGGCAACUGGAAUGGCAACUGGAAUGGCAAUUUCCCGUCUCAGCAGAUUCCCAACGGCAUCUUCAACAACACACAGGUCAUCAUUGGUGGCCAGUCCCAAAUUGUGACCAUCAACAGGCAAUGGCGUGUGGCCGUCAUUGAGCAAAGGAGCUACAGCGGGUCCUGGAAAACCAUCUGGAACUACAACACGGGUGUCAUUGCAACCAAAGUGACUCAACAGAACACCUGCUACAUUUCCAUCAUGAACAGAAAUGAGAUGCCCCGCUUUGAUAACCUGGCCCACCUGGCACAAGAGAGCAGGAACCUGAUCGGUGGUUUUGGAAGACCGACCAAGAGGAUCACCUUUGUCACCAAUGGAUUGGUCAGCAACCUCAACUCCUACGGAAUAGACAUCACGGCUAUGUGCAGCGGACUCACCACCUACAUGGCCUACGAAGUUAACACUUUCCAAGGACCCCAGCUGAAUCUGGGAUCAUGCAUUACCCUCGAUGUCCUGAGAGUUGUGGAGCUGAAGUACUGCAUUGGCAAUGGCAGUGUCAAUUUCCCGUCUCAGCAGAUUCCCAGCGGCAUCUUCAACAACACACAAGUCAUCAUUGGUGGCCAGUCCCAAAUUGUGACCAUCAACAGGCAAUGGCGUGUGGCCGUCAUUGAGCAAAGGAACAUCAGCGGGUCCUGGAAAACCAUCUGGAACUACAACACGGGCGUCAUUGCAACCAAAGUCACCCAACAGAACGCCUGCUACAUUUCCAUCAUGAACAGAAGCGAGAUGCCCCGCUUUGAUAACCUGGCCCGCCUGGCACAAGAGAGCAGGAACCUGAUUGGCGGUUUUGGAAGACCAACCAAGAGGAUCACCUUUGUCGCCAAUGGACUGGUCAACAACCUCUACUCCUAUGGAACAGAGAUCACGGCUAUGUGCAGCGGACUCACCACCUACAUGGCUACCGAAGUUCACACCUACCAAGGACCCCAGCUGAAUCUGGGAUCAUGCAUUACCCUCGAUGUCCUGAGAGUUGUAGAGCUGAAGUACUGCAAUAGCAAUUGGAAUGGCAAUUGGAAUGGCAAUUGGAAUGGCAACUGGAACGGCAACUGGAACAACAACUGGAACAACAACUGGAACGGCAACUGGAACGGCAACUGGAAUGGCAAUUGGAAUGGCAUCGGCAAUGGCAACUGGAACAACAAUUGGAAUGGCAUUGGCAAUGGCAUCUGGAAUGACAAUUGGAAUGGAAACAACCAGUGGAACAACAAUUGGAAUGGCAAUGGCAACUGGAAUGGCAUUUGGAAUGGCAAUGGCAACUUGAAUGGCAACUGGAAUGGCAACUGGAAUGGCAAUUUCCCGUCUCAGCAGAUUCCCAACGGCAUCUUCAACAACACCCAAGUCAUCAUUGGUGGCCAGUCCCAAAUUGUGACCAUCAACAGGCAAUGGCGUGUGGCCGUCAUUGAGCAAAGGAGCUACAGCGGGUCCUGGAAAACCAUCUGGAACUACAACACGGGUGUCAUUGCAACCAAAGUGACUCAACAGAACACCUGCUACAUUUCCAUCAUGAACAGAAAUGAGAUGCCCCGCUUUGAUAACCUGGCCCACCUGGCGCAAGAGAGCAGGAACCUGAUCGGUGGUUUUGGAAGACCGACCAAGAGGAUCACCUUUGUCACCAAUGGAUUGGUCAGCAACCUCAACUCCUACGGAAUAGACAUCACGGCUAUGUGCAGCGGACUCACCACCUACAUGGCCUACGAAGUUAACACUUUCCAAGGACCCCAGCUGAAUCUGGGAUCAUGCAUUACCCUCGAUGUCCUGAGAGUUGUGGAGCUGAAGUACUGCAUUGGCAAUGGCAGUGUCAAUUUCCCGACUCAGCAGAUUCCCAGCGGCAUCUUCAACAACACACAAGUCAUCAUUGGUGGCCAGUCCCAAAUUGUGACCAUCAACAGGCAAUGGCGUGUGGCCGUCAUUGAGCAAAGGAACAUCAGCGGGUCCUGGAAAACCAUCUGGAACUACAACACGGGCGUCAUUGCAACCAAAGUCACCCAACAGAACGCCUGCUACAUUUCCAUCAUGAACAGAAAUGAGAUGCCCCGCUUUGAUAACCUGGCCCGCCUGGCACAAGAGAGCAGGAACCUGAUUGGCAUUUUUGGAAGACCAACCAAGAGGAUCACCUUUGUCGCCAAUGGACUGGUCAACAACCUCUACUCCUAUGGAACAGAGAUCACGGCUAUGUGCAGCGGACUCAACACCUACAUGGCUACCGAAGUUCACACUUUCCAAGGACCCCAGCUGAAUCUGGGAUCAUGCAUUACCCUCGAUGUCCUGAGAGUUGUAGAGCUGAAGUACUGCAAUAGCAAUUGGAAUGGCAAUUGGAAUGGCAAUUGGAAUGGCAAUUGGAACGGCAACUGGAACGGCAACUGGAACAACAACUGGAACAACAACUGGAACAACAACUGGAAUGGCAACUGGAACGGCAACUGGAAUGGCAUCGGCAAUGGCAACUGGAACAACAAUUGGAAUGGCAUUGGCAAUGGCAUCUGGAAUGACAAUUGGAAUGGAAACAACCAGUGGAACAACAAUUGGAAUGGCAAUGGCAACUGGAAUGGCAUUUGGAAUGGCAAUGGCAACUGGAAUGGCAACUGGAAUGGCAACUGGAAUGGCAAUUUCCCGUCUCAGCAGAUUCCCAACGGCAUCUUCAACAACACACAGGUCAUCAUUGGUGGCCAGUCCCAAAUUGUGACCAUCAACAGGCAAUGGCGUGUGGCCGUCAUUGAGCAAAGGAGCUACAGCGGGUCCUGGAAAACCAUCUGGAACUACAACACGGGUGUCAUUGCAACCAAAGUGACUCAACAGAACACCUGCUACAUUUCCAUCAUGAACAGAAAUGAGAUGCCCCGCUUUGAUAACCUGGCCCACCUGGCGCAAGAGAGCAGGAACCUGAUCGGUGGUUUUGGAAGACCGACCAAGAGGAUCACCUUUGUCACCAAUGGAUUGGUCAGCAACCUCAACUCCUACGGAAUAGACAUCACGGCUAUGUGCAGCGGACUCACCACCUACAUGGCCUACGAAGUUAACACUUUCCAAGGACCCCAGCUGAAUCUGGGAUCAUGCAUUACCCUCGAUGUCCUGAGAGUUGUGGAGCUGAAGUACUGCAUUGGCAAUGGCAGUGUCAAUUUCCCGACUCAGCAGAUUCCCAGCGGCAUCUUCAACAACACACAAGUCAUCAUCGGUGGCCAGUCCCAAAUUGUGACCAUCAACAGGCAAUGGCGUGUGGCUGUCAUUGAGCAAAGGAACAUCAGCGGGUCCUGGAAAACCAUCUGGAACUACAACACGGGCGUCAUUGCAACCAAAGUCAACCAACAGAAUGCCUGCUACAUUUCCAUCAUGAACAGAAAUGAGAUGCCCCGCUUUGAUAACCUGGCCCGCCUGGCACAAGAGAGCAGGAACACCUCUGUCUUUGAAGCUAUCUUCAAGGCUUGCUAG
Motacilla alba alba is the source of this 8244-nucleotide messenger RNA. RefSeq lists its product as uncharacterized. Gene Ontology annotation, biological process: regulation of cell population proliferation. Bases 1 to 8244 code for a protein of 2747 amino acids. Lineage: Eukaryota; Metazoa; Chordata; Aves; Passeriformes; Motacillidae. The transcript has 53 exons. The record is from RefSeq and is a predicted model, not a curated record.